This is a messenger RNA of Drosophila pseudoobscura, 1035 nucleotides long. RefSeq names its product glycine-rich cell wall structural protein 2. The coding region runs from base 97 to 879 and encodes 260 amino acids. Lineage: Eukaryota; Metazoa; Arthropoda; Insecta; Diptera; Drosophilidae. The record is from RefSeq and is a predicted model, not a curated record. The transcript is spliced from 3 exons.
CGGCAUUCGGAUCAUUAGACAAGUGUCAAGUGGCGCGUGCGCAGUAGCCAGAUCCAGUAAACAGUUCCAGACCACACACCCACAGGCGUCCACAACAUGAAGUGCUUUUUCGUUCUGGUAGUUGCCAGCCUGGUGCUGAGCGUCUGGGCCGAUGACACGGCGGCGGUAGAGCCGGCUGCAGAAGGACCUCUAGCCGAGGAUCAGGUGAGCGCGGCCAGCAGCUAUGCCCCGCUGCAGGAGAAGAAGCAGGAGAAGCGCUAUGUUGGUGGUUACGGUGGCUACGGUGGCUACGGCGGCUAUUCUGGCUAUGGCGGAGGGUACGGAAGUCCCCUGGGAGCGGGCUAUGGUGGAGCCUAUGGAGCGGCUGGCUAUGGCAGUGGCGUGGGCGUUGGCGCCGGACUGGGCGUGGACAGCUACUACAAUCCGUACAGCUCCCGGUCGCUGGGUGGCCUAGGUGAGGAUGGCUCUGCAGUUGCGGGAUACGGGGGCUACGGCUCCGCGCUGGGCGGCUAUGGAUCUGCUUUAGGCGGCUACGGUUCCAGCCUGGGAGGCUACGGUUCAAGCCUGGGCGGCUACGGUUCCAGUCUGGGUGGCUACGGCUCCAGCUUGGGCGGCGUCGGCGGCUACGGCUCCUACAGCUCGAAUCCCUAUGCGUUGUCGUCGUACUACAAUGGGCGCCUGGGCAGCGGUAUCGGCACCGGCACUGGCUAUCCCUACUACAACACCCGCUUCGGAGCCGGCGGCUAUCCCUCCAGCUACUACACUAGCAACUACGGCAACAGCGUAGUGGGCGGUGGCCUGGGCGCCCUGGCCGGUGGGGUGCCGCCCAUCGGUUCCGGCUACAACUAUGGAGCGGGAAUCUCAGGCACCGUCUACUAGGAUGGUAUAUCCCCGGCAUCCGACAUCCAUCCGUUCAUCCUCGCCCAACCCAACGUUCGACAUCUAAGCUUAGUGGAAUUUACUUCUCUUUUUUUUUGUCUUCAACUUUUUUUCUAACUUAAUUUUUAUUUAAAAAAAAAUGCAUAAAAAACAUAA